UCCUCUUGUUCCUAACCCCAAACCACCCUCUCCUAUUUGUCCUAACCCCAAGCCUUUUUCUCCCCUAACUCAUUUCCCCCCCUUGACCAUGUUGCCAUGUGUCUGCUGGCUUCAGCUUAUCCUCAUUUUGCUGUCCUCUGUCUUAUGGACCCGGGGGGAGAACUGCCCAGCAACCUGCUUGUGCCCAGAUCCUCACACUGUGGACUGCAGUGGCCGUGGGCUAACUAGUUUACCCGAUGAGAUCCCCUUGGAUGUGCGCAGGCUUUUGCUGGCCGACAACUGGAUAAACCGUAUCCCCUCCGACUUUCUGGUUCUAUACAGUGACUUGGUCUAUCUGGACCUCCGGAACAACUCCCUUUCCCACAUAGAACCAGGGACUCUCAGCACCUCUUCCAGGCUGGUCUUCCUGGACCUUGGCAGCAACAAUUUGACUGAAAUCCCUAAGGGGACAUUUGGGGAGUCUCGGAGUUUGAUCAAACUACGACUGGGAAACAACCCAUAUCUGAGCAAGGUGAGUGAGGAUGCUUUCCUGGGCCUCACCUCUCUGAGAGAACUUGAACUGGAGCGUAAUGCGCUGUCUACCCUAAAGGUGGGGGCAUUGAGUCAGUUGCCCUCCCUGCGGGUAGUGAGGCUUGAGGGCAACCCCUGGGUGUGCAAUUGCAACUUUGCCAACCUGUUUGCAUGGCUAACGGAGAACAGUAAUAAGCUUCCAAAUGGGGUCAAAGGAUUGGAGUGCUCCCUCCCUAUGGAUGGCAGACGUGUAUCCCUUACCCAGCUCUCAAAGGACAGCUUCCGUGAGUGCCAGGCCACCCUGACUCUGACAGACCUUCUUAUCAUCAUUUUCUCUGGCAUCUCAGUGUCUGUAGUGGCCAUUAUGACCAGUUUCUUCCUGGCUUCAACUGUUCAUUGCUUCCAGCGUUGGAGUAAAGGCACCAAGGGGGAUGAAGAGGAGAGUGAGGAGUGAGAAGGACUUACUUUUAAAGAACUGCACGGUCCUUCUCCUUCCGGCAGUGAGAGAACAUAGAAGACAAUGUGUGCCCCAUGCCGUUUCCUUUCUGGUCAAUAUCCAGGACUGUUCAAUGGUAGGAUCUUGCCCUGUUAAGGCUGAAGUUGUUUUCUUUGCACAUGGACUUCUGAAAUAUGGUAAUAAAAGACACUGGAAAGGAAUGAGUCCUAUUAAAGGUUAGCGUGUGUGCUGCACCACUCGCAAAAUGCUAUUAUAGAGAUCUUAUUUUUGGCUGUUAGCGCUUGUGGUCAUUUAUGGCCACUGGCUCUUGGCUCAGUGUUACAAGUCUACACAAAUAUGCCAAGACCUUUAUAAAAAAAAAGAAAAGAAAUAGAUAAUAAAAAAAAGUGUUGCUGCAGUACUCUCGUAUUAGUCUUAGUCAUACCAAAAACCUUUCAAAAUUUAGUCGUGUAGGACAUUCAAUCCUGGAAUCUGAAAU
This is a messenger RNA of Oreochromis aureus, 1445 nucleotides long. RefSeq names its product leucine rich repeat containing 38b (gene lrrc38b). The transcript has 2 exons. The record is from RefSeq and is a predicted model, not a curated record. NCBI's taxonomy places the organism in Eukaryota, Metazoa, Chordata, Actinopteri, Cichliformes, Cichlidae. Gene Ontology annotation, cellular component: voltage-gated potassium channel complex. Gene Ontology annotation, molecular function: voltage-gated potassium channel activity; transmembrane transporter binding; potassium channel activator activity. The coding region runs from base 89 to 964 and encodes 291 amino acids.